AUAUAUGUCUAUAUGUUGGUUCUGUUUGUUUGUGCCUUCAACUUUCACGAGUUUUGUCCAGUUUUUUUUAUUUUUUAUUCGUUCUCCCGGUCAGGCUGCUCCUCGUGUGAUGUUGUUCCGAAGAAUGGCUCCAUCUUUUUCUCUCUUACUUUUUAAUCUCAACGAUGUACACUUUUAGUCUGACCUUCAGUAAGCGGUGACAACUCGUACUCAACUCAACUUGGACUACUUCCUCUCUUUGCAUUUGGAUUUUGUGAUGAUUGAGGUUUUCCUUACCGGGAACAUGUUUGGACUCUUGGGGGCAGGAGAGGGACGUCAGACCCAAUUUUUAUUUGGAGCUGAAGAGGCCAAACUGGAGCUCAUGAGAAUUUGCUGACGUCACUCAAGCCUGAAGGGCCCCGGUGUCUGUUCGAAUCUCAAGCGUGGGGGGGUCACGUAGCGAUGGCGGGACGUUAGACCCUGAAGAACACCAAUACAUGGAUUCUUUCUUUUGUACUUUCUUCAAGGACGAUAUCAGAUCGUCCUUUAUAUCCAAAGUUUGAACCGAAAACAUUUGAGAGGCAGCGGACCGGCGGAAGGCCGCCCGCUCGGGGGUUAUUUCUGGCACAGUGGAUGCCUCGGGUGCCUCUAUUUGGACAUGAGCUCAAGGAGGCAGUCCUGGGGGGGGGCCUGUAAUUUUCGUCCUCGCGAUACGGACCGAGCCACAGCGACAAACAGGACCCGGGCGGAGGGAGGGGGGGGGGAGCGCUGAGGAAAACGGCAAGCGCGUCAACAAAGCGGCAGGACGGAAAAAAGGCCGAAGACUCUCAAGCGGGAAGGAGAGGAAGCCCAUAGAAUCCACGUCCAAAGUUCUACAAGGCCAGCGGUCCAGGGUGCCAAAUUACCGAGGAAACUCUCGUUUGUCAUCGAGUUCCUGAGAAAGAAAGCAGGUGAGCCGGGAGCGGUCGCAGCCAAGCCCAAAAGCCAGAUGGCCCCCAAGAAGAAGACGGCACGCCCCAAAAAAGCCAGCGGGGACGCCCCGGCCGAGGCCCGGCCGCCCGCCCUCAAGGUGCGGCGCGGCGGCGACGGCACGGUGACGGCGGUGGUGGUGGAGAGCCCCGCCCGGAAGAUCGAGCAGAUGGCGGCGCUGGACCUGCCCCCGCCCGGCGGCCUGGAGCUCAGGCCCGGACAGCGCGGCCUGGGCCUGGGAAGCGAGCUGACGCGCCCGCUGCACGGCAACGCCACGCUGGAGGAGCUCAGCAAGAUGCGGCAGGAGAAGUUCCUGACCGACCUGGAGCUGGGCUGCGAGACCAAGUCCUUCGACGUCCACAAGCUGGUGAUCUCGUCCGUCAGUCAGUACUUCCGGGAGCUCCUGGCUAAAGACCCCGACGUGAAGCGUCUGGAGCUGCCCUCGCUCUCGCCGCUCGGGCUGGCCAACGUGAUCACCUUCGCCUACCUGGGCCGCGUGCACAUGUCGCUGUACACGGCGGGCUGCACCCUGUCGGCGGCGGCGGCGCUGCGGAUUCCGCAGCUGCUGAGGAUGUGCGGCGAUUUCCUGCUGGCGGAGCUCAACGCGCACACGUGCGUGUACGUGUGGAACGUCGCCAGCGCCUACGGCCUGCCGGACGUGUGCCGCGCCGCCCGCCGAUUCGUGCUGGACAACUUUGCGCAGUUCGCCGACACGCCGCAGUUCGCGCAGCUGUCGGCGGAGCAGAUGUGCGCCUUCCUGGCCGACGACUCGCUGGGGCUGCCCAGCGAGCUCGCCGCUUUCCAGCUGGCCACGAAGUGGCUGGACUCGGAAGCGUCGCGUCAGGCUCACGCCGCCGCGCUGCUGUCUCACGUUCGCCUGGAGACCAUCCCGCCGGGUGAGCUGGUGAGCCGGGUGCAGACGGUGCCCCGCAUGAUGCAGGACCCGCAGUGCCACCGCCUGCUGGUGGACGCCAUGAACUACCACCUGCUGCCCCACCGGCAGAACGCGCUGCAGUCGGAGCGAACCAGGGUCCGGGGCAGCCGCCUCGCCCUGAUCGCCGUCGGAGGGCGGCCGUCGCUCACCGAACGCGCCCUCAGCCGCGAGGUCCUGUGGCGGGAGCCCCGCGAGGGAGGCGCGGCCUGGCGCCACCUGACCCAGCUGCCGGCCAAGAGCUUCAACCAGUGCGUGGCGGUCAUGGACGGCUUCCUGUACGUGGCCGGCGGCGAGGACCAGAACGACGCCCGCAACCAGGCCAAGCACGCCGUCGCCACGCUCAGCAGGUACGACCCCCGCUUCAACGCCUGGAUCCACCUGGCCAACAUGCGCCAACGGCGCACGCACUUCUCGCUGGCGGCCAGCGGGGGGCGCCUGUUCGCCACGGGCGGCCGGAACGCCGAGGGCCUGCUGGCCACCGCCGAGAGCUACCUGCCCUCGGCCGACGCCUGGCAGCCGCGCGCCCCCAUGGAGGUGGCGCGCUGCUGCCACUCCAGCGCCACGCUGCCGUCGGGCCGCGUCCUGGUGACCGGCGGCUACGUCAACUGCGCCUACUCGCGCUCCGUGGCCUGCUACGACGCCGAGGGCGACGCCUGGACCCAGAAGCCCCCCAUGGAGACGCCCCGCGGCUGGCACUGCUCCGCCGCGCUGGGCGGCAAGGUGUACGUGGCGGGCGGCAGCCAACUGGGGCCCGGCGGGGAGCGCGUGGACGUCCUGGCCGUGGAGGUGUUCUCGCCCGAGGGCGAGGGGGCGUGGAGCCGCGUCGCCCCGCUGCCCCUGGGGGUGAGCACGGCGGGCCUGUCGCCGCUGGGAACCGACCGGCUGUGGCUGCUCGGGGGCUGGAACGAGGCCGAGAAGCGCUACGAAGCCGCCGUCCAGACCUACGACCCGGCGACCGACGCCUGGGGCCGAGCGGAGGACCUUCCCGAGCCCACGGUGGGGGUGUCGUGUUGCGCGCUGGCUCUGCCGCCGCGUCACGCGCCGCGCCGCCAGCAGCGCCGCAACGAGACCGGGAAGGACCGCGGUUUGCCGCCGGAAGGCGUCGCGGCGUAGGGCCGACAUCUGCGCAGGAGUCGCCCGCCGCCUUCAAAAGUCCUCAGUGCAAUUUCGGCCAAGUUACUAAGAAAUUCAAUUGCAUUUUUCCAAAGACGGCCGCUAGGCGGGAGGCCGGCCGGGACCGGAGCAGGCGAGCGAAGGCGCCGUCGGACCACCUUCGGCGCCGAACCCCCGGGCCUUGCGCUCGGCUCUCCGCCCCGGACGCCCAUUAAAGCCGAUUCUGAUUCUCCGUCACUUUCUUCCCAAAUUGGCUGAUUAAACUUUCUUGAAAUGUGUUUUCAAACAAAAACAGCAGUGAAAGUCCAAACUGUGAAUAUCUCUGAAAAAAAAAAAAAAAAAAAAAUUUAAAAUCCUCAAUUGGGGUCCCCUCGACAUAAUGGGCAUGCCCCACCCCACCCCCACCCAAAAAAAAAAAAAAAAAAGAUCCAUUAGGAAGUCAAAUUUGGGUAUUCGAAUGUUUCACGAGACCAAGUUUCUCAAAUGUGAUUUUUUUGUAAGUGAUGAAGAAAAAAAAAAAUAAUCUGUAUGAUUUGUGGGCCCAGGCAUGUUAUGGAGGACAGAAAAUGUUCCAAAUUGCAUUUUGGGGAGCAAAACUGCCGAAAGCGAAGAGAGGAUGGCAAGGACGGAACGAGAAGAAGAGUCUGGAAUGGAGUCGGUCGGCCAGCCGAUAAUUUUGUUCUGGUCCGAGCGCUUGAAGGAAAGCUACGUGAGCCAGUUUGGACGUUGCGGUUAGGGUCAGGAAAAAGGUCACGUAGUAUUUUUGGUGGUGGGAGUGGGGCAGAAUGAAUUUAUGCCCAAAGGGGAAAAAAAAAAAAAUACAAAAUAAUGUGUAUGUCUGCAAGAUUCACAACAUGUUAAGAGCUUUUUUUUUU
Messenger RNA from Syngnathoides biaculeatus (alligator pipefish), 3870 nucleotides. RefSeq names its product kelch-like family member 43 (gene klhl43). Lineage: Eukaryota; Metazoa; Chordata; Actinopteri; Syngnathiformes; Syngnathidae. The record is from RefSeq and is a predicted model, not a curated record. The transcript has 7 exons. Gene Ontology annotation, molecular function: protein binding. The coding region runs from base 968 to 2995 and encodes 675 amino acids. Gene Ontology annotation, cellular component: cytoplasm; nucleus.